CUGUGAAGGAAAAGCCAGGAUCCAAAAGUAGGAUUCAUCCUGUGAGAACUCUGAUUCUACAGAGCAGUGCAGCCAUUCGUUAAUGAGAUACCUUUACAUGUGUGGGUUAACCCUUUCAGUGCCAGGCAGAAAGAACUGAUAGAUGAAAGGUCAGGAAGUCACCAGAAUCAUCAGAAGUCUAUUAUAUGUUUUGGAUUAAAGUGGUGAUGAGUUUAUGCCCUGCUGACAAUCACACAAAGUUUUGAUCCGGGUGGACGUCAUAUUUUAUAUGUAAAGUGUUUUUGAGCAAACCUGAGUUUAUUAUACAAUAAUACUAUAAUCAAAGGACAGGUUUAACCCCAGCCAACAUUGUUCGUGACAGGAUCACACUGUAAUCAUCUGUUUGACUGUCUGAGGUGACUUUGUGUACUGACAGUAAGUCAGCUGACGGGGUUUACUGUGAGUCGCUAGAUUAGUGUUCCAGGUGGUUCUCCUCUAAUUUAACCUGUAGUCUCAGUCACAGCUUCACACGCACCUGAGAGUCUGACUGCAGCUGCGACACAACACAGUGAGCUGAGCAGUAUGGACGAUGUCCCCCUAAAGAUGCCACAGGGUGUCUCACAGGAAGUCAUAGAAGAUGUCAACAUUACUGUCCCUGAUUAUCUAACCAUACUGCAGGAGACAGAGUAUGAGUUCAGUCUGGAGAACUGGGUGCUAACUGGGCUGCAGAGUGGCUUCACCAGCCAGCAUCGGCCUCCACUUUCCUCUUCAUCAGGACUGCAGCCAUCUUGUCCGCCAUACUGGAUGAUGUUCAGCAGCCCGCAGGAGAGCCGCCUGGCCAGCCGCCAUUGCUCUGACUUCUGGGAGCCCAAUCCUCGACAGCGCUCCCACAGCCUCAACCCCACCGUCCUGCGCACCAAGUUUGUCAUCUCAGACUCUGAGGAUGAGGGUCCGAGUGCUGCAGAGAAAGCCAAGACAGUGAAAGCCUGCCCGGAUGGACAGCGUUCUGCUGCUUCCUGCCAGCGUGGUCAGAGGAAAGCACAGAGAGCCUUCGUCCCAGACCUCCUGAACCCUCCGGCCUGCCUCAGCAGCCUGCCACACCAGCGUAGGAAGAACCUACGACAGUGCUCCCUCUCAGUGCUGGAGACAUCCAAACAACAUGAUCCCAAUGCAGACAUCCAAUCCAAGAGCCUGUCCUCAAACAGGACCCCCAACACCAGAGCCCCCAACACCAGAGCCCCCAACACCAGAGCCAAUACAGUGGACAGGCUCCCCAGCACAACACAUACGUCUCUCAGCCCAGACCCCUGUAGAACCCCCUCUGCGACCUCACCCUGCCUGGGUCUCCUGUCUUCUAGUUUGGACUCGUCAGCAGAGCUCCUGUCAGCUCUGAGCGCAGAGGAGAGAGAGCUGCUGGGGGCCAUCACUGCCCGGGGUUACCCCCUCCGAACUGCCAUCAUUGCCCUGCAGAAGGCAGGCCAGCAGACCCCAGAUCAGAUCUUGAGUUACCUGGUUGCGUGUGACCAUCUGUGUCAGCUGGGUUAUGAUAUGGCCCAGGUAGAAGAGGCUCUGGAGAUGUUUCAAAACUGCGAAACAAAGGCGGAGGAGUUCCUUCACCUGCUGAGUCAGUUCAAUGAGAUGGGCUUCCAGCAGAGCGCCAUCAAAGAAGUGCUGCUGGUCCAUGAAAACCACCGAGAACGGGCGCUGGAGGAGCUGAUGAUGCGCGUGGCGUGACGGCAGAUCAACACACACAUACUUUACAUAACUCAACUGCAACCUAAAAUCUGUUAUUUACUCCAGAAAACCAUGAAAUUCCUGUUGAUAAAGGCGCAGAGAGAACGACUCGACACACAUUAUUCUAGUUAAAGAUGGACGGUGGCCUUCAAGAGUAUAUUGUUGAAAUAUUGCAAUUAUAAAGAAUGAUGAUGAUGAUGCUUCACUCAUGACUUGGCUGACAGGGUUUAUUACAUUCAUGCUUUCUUUGGUUAUGAAAACUGCACUGACUAAACUCGUGUUAUCUGAGUAACAGUUUGAAGUAAUCUGACUAGUUGUAAUUGUGACCGAUUUAUUAAAGAUGUGGUAUGAAACUA
This is a messenger RNA of Micropterus dolomieu (smallmouth bass), 2069 nucleotides long. It is a transcript of the gene ubap1lb, whose product is annotated as ubiquitin associated protein 1-like b. The coding region runs from base 562 to 1713 and encodes 383 amino acids. Lineage: Eukaryota; Metazoa; Chordata; Actinopteri; Centrarchiformes; Centrarchidae. Gene Ontology annotation, molecular function: ubiquitin binding. Gene Ontology annotation, biological process: ubiquitin-dependent protein catabolic process via the multivesicular body sorting pathway. Gene Ontology annotation, cellular component: ESCRT I complex. The record is from RefSeq and is a predicted model, not a curated record. The transcript is spliced from 6 exons.